GAGACGCCUAUCGCCUUCGCAGCCCAUCAGCAGGCCCCUCUUACCCGCGGGCGGUGCAGCCCCGCCCCGCCCCUCCAACCGCGGUCCCGCCCCUCGGAGGGUAGGGGCCGUGUUGGUUACUAGCCGGGCUGGAGGCGGGGGCCCGGCUCUCACUGGGCUCGUGCGUUCUGCGCCCGCCGCGGCGGUGCCGAGCCCGCUGGCUCCCGAUUGUCCUCUGCGGCGGUGGCGGUCGCUGCCUCCUUGCCUCCGGGCCCGGGGCUGCAGGGGCCAGAGCGAGUGCGCCUCCUGCCCGCGGAGCGCGGCAGCCCAGAGCAGAAACGGCUUAUAAAAUAUACAGAUCUUGGUAGACAACGUGGCUGCAGGCUGUUGAAUUGGAAUUCCCUGUGGCUGUCUGAAGGCAGGGUGUCUGGAGAGCGGUGGGCUGACCUAUUCCUACACCUUGCAUCAUGCCAGCUUUGUCAACGGGAUCUGGGAGUGACACCGGUCUGUAUGAGCUGUUGGCUGCUCUGCCAGCCCAGCUGCAGCCACAUGUGGAUAGCCAGGAAGACCUGACCUUCCUCUGGGAUAUGUUUGGUGAAAAAAGCCUGCAUUCAUUGGUAAAGAUUCACGAAAAACUACACUACUAUGAGAAGCAGAGUCCGGUGCCCAUUCUCCAUGGUGCGGCGGCCUUGGCCGAUGAUCUGGCCGAAGAGCUUCAGAACAAGCCAUUAAACAGUGAGAUCAGAGAGCUGUUGAAACUACUGUCAAAACCCAAUGUGAAGGCUUUGCUCUCUGUACAUGAUACUGUGGCUCAGAAGAAUUACGACCCAGUGUUGCCUCCUAUGCCUGAAGAUAUUGACGAUGAGGAAGACUCAGUAAAAAUAAUCCGUCUGGUCAAAAGUAGAGAACCACUGGGAGCUACCAUUAAGAAGGAUGAGCAGACCGGGGCGAUCAUUGUGGCCAGAAUCAUGAGAGGAGGAGCUGCAGAUAGAAGUGGUCUUAUUCAUGUUGGUGAUGAACUUAGGGAAGUCAACGGGAUACCAGUGGAGGAUAAAAGGCCUGAGGAAAUAAUACAGAUUUUGGCUCAGUCUCAGGGAGCAAUUACAUUUAAGAUUAUACCCGGCAGCAAAGAGGAGACACCAUCAAAAGAAGGCAAGAUGUUUAUCAAAGCCCUCUUUGACUAUAAUCCUAAUGAGGAUAAGGCAAUUCCAUGUAAGGAAGCUGGGCUUUCUUUCAAAAAGGGAGAUAUUCUUCAGAUUAUGAGCCAAGAUGAUGCAACUUGGUGGCAAGCGAAACACGAAGCUGAUGCCAACCCCAGGGCAGGCUUGAUCCCCUCAAAGCAUUUCCAGGAAAGGAGAUUGGCUUUGAGACGACCAGAAAUAUUGGUUCAGCCCCUGAAAGUUUCCAACAGGAAAUCAUCUGGUUUUAGAAGAAGUUUUCGUCUUAGUAGAAAAGAUAAGAAAACAAAUAAAUCCAUGUAUGAAUGCAAGAAGAGUGAUCAGUACGACACAGCUGACGUACCCACAUACGAAGAAGUGACACCGUAUCGGCGACAAACUAAUGAAAAAUACAGACUCGUUGUCUUGGUUGGUCCCGUGGGAGUAGGGCUGAACGAACUGAAACGAAAGCUGCUGAUCAGUGACACCCAGCACUAUGGCGUGACAGUGCCCCAUACCACCAGAGCAAGAAGAAGCCAGGAGAGUGAUGGUGUUGAAUACAUUUUCAUUUCCAAGCAUUUGUUUGAGACAGAUGUACAAAAUAACAAGUUUAUUGAAUAUGGAGAAUAUAAAAACAACUACUACGGCACAAGUAUAGACUCAGUUCGGUCUGUCCUUGCUAAAAACAAAGUUUGUUUGUUGGAUGUUCAGCCUCAUACAGUGAAGCAUUUAAGGACACUAGAAUUUAAGCCCUAUGUGAUAUUUAUAAAGCCUCCAUCAAUAGAGCGUUUGAGAGAAACAAGAAAAAAUGCAAAGAUUAUUUCAAGCAGAGAUGACCAAGGUGCUGCAAAGCCCUUCACAGAAGAAGAUUUUCAAGAAAUGAUUAAAUCUGCACAGAUAAUGGAAAGUCAAUAUGGUCAUCUUUUUGACAAAAUUAUAAUAAAUGAUGACCUCACUGUGGCAUUCAGUGAGCUCAAAACAACUUUUGACAAAUUAGAGACAGAGACCCAUUGGGUGCCAGUGAGCUGGUUACAUUCAUAACCAAGAGAAAUUUCCAUAAUCGUCUUUUUCUAUAGAGUGCAUGAUGAAAUCAGUUACAGUUUUGGUAGUAGGGUUUUUAAAUCUAUAUCACUGUCAUAGAUGUACAAUCUUGGUUCAAGUUGAAUGCUGGUUUUGUUUGUAUCUUUUUACAGCCUUAUUUCAAACACCAUGUGUUAGUAUAAGAUCCGAAAUCAAAAUAUGCACAGUACUGUAUUCUAAGCAAAACCUCAAACCUUCUCGUCGUCUUUAAUACAGCUCUAUCUCCAAGAUGAGGCUGAAAUUUUCAGAGAGACUUAGCUAGAGGCUUAGUAUGUAUUGGAGUUCAGUGCUUCUGCUGGUCUCAGGUGUGGCUGCUGCUGUCGAGUUUGAAUGUUAGCUGUUGAACGUAUCGAUUCAGCAGCCAUGAGCAGCUCCAGACAGACAGGUGAGCUUUGCUGUUUCUGGGUGGAUCAUCACAGAUUUAGCCGGGCAGGCAGUAAGGUGUCCUCUUACUAUUCAAAAAGUGUAGACUUUCUUACAUAUUCGCAAUACGUUCACAGUGUGUGCGUUUUAAAAUAAUUCUUAAAGGAGUAACUGAAAUUUUACCUUGAGUGAAUGGCCUUCAUAAUAUAGCUUGAGAAGUCCUUUUGAGUACCUGUCAGUGACUCAACAACAUUUAAUAAGGGAAAGUAGACUUUUAACAGUUAUUAUAUAUGUAACGAAAAGCCUUUCCUUUGGGAUUAAUAUUAGUAAGAAUGGUAGCCUUGUGGCAAGAAAUGAUUACAAAGGAUAUUUUUAUUUGUAAAUCCUCAGAAGACAAUUUAUGAAGUCACCCAAAAUGUUAUUUUAGCUGGUUUUGGAUUUUUCCAAUAAAUUAGUAGAAGGAUUUCUAUUCUAAAACAUGUAAAACCUGUUUUACAUAUGACUGAUACAAUUAAAGAUUAUUUUUCAUCUAUGUGCAAUAGAUCACCCCUCUUUAAAUUGCUCUAAGAUAUAUUUUAGAAAACUUUUCAUGUGAUGUUAUUUCUUUGUCAUCAAAAUGCUUGUUAACACUGUCCAGACACCAUCCUAACCUUGCCAUUGUUAAAGAAGUUUAGGAAAGACUCUUAUAUUGUAAAUAUUUAGAUGGGUUCUCUCACUUUUCUUUGAUACUACUGAUUUUCAGCAAGUGAAUUAUAUAAUUCAAAAUGCUAGAAAUGUCUAUCCGUUCUAUAAGAGAGCAUAUCCUGCCAUUCUUGCAUGCAGUGAAGCCCUGCCCGUCGAAAAUCAUUGCAUCUGUGACUUUCAAAGUGGAAAAAAAAAUGUUAUUUUUUUGUUGAUUUGCAAAGAGAGUUUAAAUGUCAUGUGAAAAAAAAUAGAAUGUAAAAUUUUAUAUAUUUAUGAAAUAUUUGAAAGGCAUAUUUUUUUAAAUAUCAAAUGGGGCUAUUCAUAAAAUAAAUUGAUUGUAUGUCAAGAUGUCCUAAUUUAAAAGAGUAGUUUUGUAAAUCAUGGUCAACAUUCCAUGUAAAUAUUUGAGCUUUACAAAGAUAGAUCCAAGUGCGCGAUCUGUGCACUGCACAUUUGAUAGCAUUAUUCACUGGUUUUCCUUCAUACUUGUCAAGUUCAUAUUAGAAGCAGAGACAAAAACCACUCCAAUGGCCUUGACACACAGUCACACCAAAAUAGAUAAUGACACUAAGUAUUAUAUAACAACAUGAUCCAGACAGUGAGUUCUAAGUAUAUUAAUUAAAUAGCAAGAAAUUUUGUUUUUAAAAAAUGAAAGAGGGAGGGUUGCCAAUCUGAAGUCUUAAGUAGAUUGGGUAGCAUAUUUCCUUCUUUGAACAUUGUCUGAAAUUUUCUAUAAAUCAAGACUUCUGGUACAAAGAAUGAUGGGACAUAUGUAAUAAUUCAGGCAAUCACCUGUGUAAUUUAGGCGGUCCAAAUUCUUUACCCUGAAAUACCCACAUUUAAAAAAAAUUGCAGAUAAUUGCUUCAGUUACUUACUUUGGGGACAGAGAUAUAGUGUAAAGUGGGAGAAACUGAGUCCUUUUUUGGUGGUGGUAAUAAUAAGAUGUUAUAAAAAUAUAACGUUUUAAAAAAGAAAGGUCCAGACCUUAAGCGCAGAGCUAGAACAAUAUUUUUUAAAUAAUGGGGGGAAAAGGGGGCACUUUGGUAAUUUUAGAAAUCAGGUAGUAUACUUUUUUUUUUUUUUGAGACAGGGUCUUGCCAUGUUGCUCAGGCUGGUCUUGAACUCCUGGGCUCAAGCAAUCCUCCCGCCUUGGCCUCCCAAAGUGCUGGGAUUACAGGCAUGAUCCACCGUGCCCAGCCAGUAGACAUGGUCUUAAAAACAGUGUUUACAUGGCCAUCUUGAUGCUUAGAAAGAUAAUUGAUUAAAAUUUAAUAAGGCAGGGCCAACUCCGAGAGUUCAUUGACAACGGCAGCAAAAAGGCCCUGAAUUCUGUACUUUCUUCCCCCAGCCUCCUUCUCCAGCAAGGAGAAUAGCACUCCUCCCUCCAGAAGCCAGCUCCCUAAGUUGGAGCCACUAUGUAAGAGAAGAGGAAUGUUCACUUUUUAGAAUUCAUAUAUUUAAAAUUCAAGACCAAAAAGUAAAUUCUGUACUCCUAUUAUUGACUAUAGUCAAUUAAACAUAAAAAGGUGAAAUUAAAAUUUAAUUUUUUACCCUUAUUUUACUGACCAAUAUGGAAGUUCUUGGUAUCUUUAAGGCUGGCCUUCCUGGUAUUGUGUAAUGAUUAAAUGCAUCUAACCUGUAAUAAUUUGAAACUGACAAACAUAACCUUCUCAGACUUACAAAACUAUGUUCUUUCUAAAGAUACAGAUUUUUAUUAUUUAUUUUAUUUUGACUAGGAAGGAUUUAUAAAUAAAUGUAAUGAAAAAUCUUUGAUCUUAAUAAAGUACCUUCAAACAAUGUGUGUACUUACUUGAAAAUUGUUUUUGCACUUGGAUAUUCUAUUUUAUUAUACUACUAUUGUGAUCUAUUCCAUUAUACUAUUUCCCAUGGUAGAACAAAUUCUAUUUUCUACUGUGAUAUGAAGUGAUGUAAUUGAACUUGCCAUGUCUAAAAUUAAAUUUCAUAUUUUUUUCAAUCAAACACUGCUUUCAUCGAGGCUGUUGGAGAGAUGGAAUUCACUAGUGUUGUUCUUACCCAUACAUUCCAGCAAUUUAAAAAUGUGGAGAACCUUAGUGGGAAGGAAGAAUUAGGACCAUCAAUGAUGGGAACACACCUUCCCCACUCCCCACCUCCUCUCCCUCCUCCCCACUAGGAAUCAGUGUCACACAUAUCCUCUUCCUGAGCUCCAGUUAGGCGAAACUCAACUUUUUCAACUGUGCAUAUAGGAACAGAUUGUCAUCUGCUAUGCAAACUAGCUAGCAUUGGCCUUGCUUCAGUCCUCGAGCCAGUUAGCCCCAGCUGUGCAUCCAUAGAAAGGUUGCU
This is a messenger RNA of Gorilla gorilla gorilla (western lowland gorilla), 5586 nucleotides long. RefSeq names its product MAGUK p55 scaffold protein 7 (gene MPP7). The transcript is spliced from 17 exons. Gene Ontology annotation, molecular function: protein binding. The coding region runs from base 447 to 2177 and encodes 576 amino acids. The record is from RefSeq and is a predicted model, not a curated record. NCBI's taxonomy places the organism in Eukaryota, Metazoa, Chordata, Mammalia, Primates, Hominidae.